UCGAAACAUUGAGUUACCUAUUUGAAUAUUAUAUUAAACUAAGUGUUUUUUUUUUAAUUGUAUCACUUGUGAUUUUGCAAUCUUAAGUACAACAUGUUAUACGGUUUUUUAAGUUUGGCUGUCGUCCUUGUAGCUACUGUGAGAGCCUCAAAUAAUAUUGAUGGCCCAUCUGUCUCGCAAGUUACAAAACCUAUUGGCCUUGCUGAAGGACCCCAUUGGGAUGGAAGAAAAAAUAUUCUGUAUUUUGUAAGUAUACUAGAUGGGGAAGUCUACGCAUAUCAUUACCACUCCGACAUAUUGACGAAGAUCACUCUCAAUGGUCAGGUUACGCCAGUCGUACCUUCAAGAAAAAACCCAAAUCUGCUGUUGGUCGGUGUUGACAGAUCAAUAGUUGCCGUUGAAUGGGACGGAAAGAAUAAACAGGGAAACCAAGCUGUAGUGACCACAGUAAACAAGCAGAUUGCUGACAGUAGAUUCAACGAUGGUAAAGCCGACAAACAGGGAAGACUCUGGUGGGGUACGACGGGGAGAGAUACAGUAAAUCCCGGCCAAGCUUUCUUGUACAAAAUAACCAAACACAAUAUCAACGACCCAACAGUCGCCAUUUCACAUGUUACUAAUAGUAACGGACUAGCGUGGAACAAAGCUAAUGACAAAUUUUAUUAUAUCGACACGCCAUCCCUUAAGGUAGUCGAAUAUGAUUACUCUGAUGAAAAUGCCACAAUAUCAUCGGGCAGAACAGUGUUUGAUAUCAACGAUCACAAAACAAAUAUCACAGGAGUGCCAGAUGGUAUGACAAUUGACGAUGAAGAUAAUUUAUACGUUGCUUUGUAUGGAGGUGGAGCCAUAAUCAAAAUUAAUCCUAAGACUGGAGAACUUCUGAAUAUAAUCGCCAUUCCAUCUAGAGACGUCACAUCUGCCAUGUUCGGAGGGCCCAAUCUAGAUAUUCUCUUCGUCACCACUUCUAAAAUUAGUCUAACUCCUGAAGAACUAUUACAAUGGCCUGCAGCUGGCAGCGUGUUUGCUGUCAAAAAUCUUAAUGCCAAAGGUUUACCUGCUUUUACUGCAGAUAUCAUAGAUAGUAUACCAUCGAGGGAUUAUGGGAAUCAUUAAUGAAAAUGCUUCGAAC
Molecule: messenger RNA, 1129 nt
Organism: Psylliodes chrysocephalus
Lineage: Eukaryota; Metazoa; Arthropoda; Insecta; Coleoptera; Chrysomelidae
Source: the annotation of a GenBank genome assembly